Molecule: messenger RNA, 6831 nt
Organism: Lytechinus pictus (painted urchin)
Lineage: Eukaryota; Metazoa; Echinodermata; Echinoidea; Temnopleuroida; Toxopneustidae
Product: fanconi-associated nuclease 1-like
Exons: 15
Coding region: 571-4146 (1191 amino acids)
Biological process (GO): interstrand cross-link repair
Cellular component (GO): nucleus
Molecular function (GO): 5'-3' exonuclease activity; 5'-flap endonuclease activity; flap-structured DNA binding
Source: RefSeq, a predicted model, not a curated record
GAUGUCCGCAAAAUUCCUGUCCUGACAAGCUGCCAGUUUUUCAAUACGAGUAGUCGCCCAGCGCAGCCAACAGCGCCGCCGUGCCGCGGGGUCGACCGGCCGUAGCUAGCCCGAUACUAUGCACAUGCACAAGUCAGAGCAGAGAGGAUAUAUUAUAAUCUCCUUAUUCCUUUGGAAGUUUGGUCAGAGCACAGGCGGAGAUGCAUGCGGAGACCCCUCUCUCUCUUCUUAGCUGAUCCCUCCACUCUGUAAAUUCAUAGGAAUACGGGCCAUAGACAGGAAUAACCGUCGUUUCUGGGGAUUUAUUCAACAAUUUCUGACAUUUUACUGUAAUCCCCAUUUGAGUGGAGCCAACGUAGUUCAGCGGAACAACCAAAAUACAGAGACUGAAGCUUUUGGUCUAUACGGGCCAUAGAUAUAGAGUCCAAAUGGAAUAUACAUGUACGCGUACACUACAGUCUGCAGUACAGACUACAGUACAGGUACCACCGACCCCAUUGAAAAUACAUGACAUCGAGAUGGCCAUGCUUGAAGUCUGACCAAUGUGAGCUGUGAAAACCAUCAGAAGCGAUGGAGGGUCCUGCAAAGAGAGCCAUCACCCCAACAUCAGGAAAGAAGAGGAAGAGACCUGCUUCCAUUUCUCCAAGAAAAGGGAAGAAAAGACUUUCAUUAUCAGAAGUAAGAAAGCAUGUGAACUCAGCCACAGCCUCACAGCCAACGAAAAGGGAUGAUGCAGGAACAUCAAGUAAAAAUCCCCCUCGUUCCAUAGAGUCUUUCUUUGCAAAAGCCAAGCCUCCGCGGUAUACGCCAUGUCCUGUUUGCUCCGAGGAGAUCAAAUUGUCGGAGAUCAACAGGCACUUGGAUUCGGGAUGUCUGUCCAAGCAAGAGAGUCCCGCUAAAGGAGAGGAAGAGUCUGUGAAACAGAGUUCAAGAAAAGUUGCAGAUGUGAGGAAUGAUGUCAAAGAUAAGAGGACAAGACGUCGCCUCCAGAACAAGUUUGAGUCAAGUCCGUUGUAUCAGCAAAGCUCUUCAAGCCUUUCAUCUGAUGAUAAUCAAGAAAUUUGUGUCCAAAAUCAUGGCUUGAAGGGUAGUGAAAUACCAGAAACACUUGGUAAGGAAAUUAGCAUUAGUCAUGUCCUCAACCAUUCUGAAUGUGCAGAUCAGGAUUCAGAGGAUGCUUUUGUUCAAUCAUCAGAUACGAGUAUGCCAGAAAAACAAAACAAACGGGACAAUUGUAAAGCCAGAUCCCGGUUAAGCUUGAAGAAAUUACGGCAGAGAAAAAGUGAUUCAGAAUCAAAUUUUGAGUCGGAAGAAGUGCAUGAUGUAACUAAAGAUGCUAUUAGAACUGAAUCUCACUCUCAAAGUAAGAAGGUUACCUCACCUUUUUUCAAUCAUGCAAGGAAAGGCAGUGCCAAUAUCAAGUCACCAGGAAGUGCAGUCAGGUCGAGUGGCCAAUCUGAGGGAACCCUUUCACAGAAUCUGCAUUAUGCAUCCUCAGAUGAUGCAGUAGAAUCUUUCAGGAUUACCCCAACUCGAAUCUAUAUUCCUGAAAAGAAGAGUUCUCAAUCGACUUUGAAUUCUGUAAGUCCUGAAACCAAAGCAUCUACCUCUUCAACAUCAUCCCAGCAGGGAGGUUCCAGAAAUAAAAUUUCUCUUACAGGAUCACCUUCCACGUCCACAGGACAUGACAGAGGUUCUAGGAAGAUUCACAGAACUCCUGUGAGAACUAAAUUGUUCAGUGACUCGGGGAAACCACAGGUUGAACCACUACCAACACAAACAAGUAGGUUUAGUAAAGAUUAUGUAUCAAAGGGUCACAGACAAUCCCCAAGUGGUGCAUUAAGUACAAGUAGUCCCAUAGUUGAUGUUGGAAAAGGUCUGACUGAUGGCCCUGGUGCUAGCUCUUCACUGCCUUCUAUACCUACCUCAGCUAACGGCUCAUUUACAUCAACUCCAAAGUCCAGUUCUAUAGAGAUUAACAAGGGAUUAUCAUCAUCAAAUGGAGAAAGUGCAGCAACUUCAUCAUUAAGUACUUUCCAUUCAUCAACACCCAAGAAAGGCUCACCCUACACCUCCCCAGCAAAGUCUGGUACAACGGCAACAUCUCCCGCGAGGUCGGACACACUUGGGUCUCCACAUAAGCCAAGGGAACCUUACUACAUAGUGAACUUCAAGCUGAUCUUGAAUGCUGUCCUGAAGAAUGAGUUUGACGCUCACCUCUUUGAUGAUGAAGAUCAUGCCCAGGUGUCCAAGUUCAACAGUUUGUCAGGUCCUGCACAACAACUGUAUGUGCGGUUGUUCCAGAGGAAGUUCACCUGGUUUCGAGUGGCUAAAGUUGAUUAUCCAAAGAUUUCUUUAAAUCUGAAACCCCUCUUCACUGAGAUGAUCAAUGCUGGUUUGCUGAUAACGGAGAGUUCUUUGGACGACUUGGCUGUCACACUCAAACUGCUGAUGGCACCCGACCUGAAACAGUUGGCCAAGGAUUUCAAGGUCGGAGGGAGCGGCCAGAAGGGCGACAUGGUAGACGCCAUCAUUAAGUAUUCCUCAAGACAACGAUCCUUCUUUUCAGCUAACAUGGAUAAGAUUGUACUGAAAAAAGCCAAGAAACUUCUUGGUAGCUGCGUGAAGCUGACUAAAGAACCUCGAGCUGUUUUCAACAGGAUCAUCAUGCUGUUCUCACUAGUGAGGCAAGAUCUGAUAGAGGAAGAAAAAGGCAGCUCCGGUCAGUCGGCAUUACAAACAGAACUCCUGGUGAACAUGGGUCGUAUGAGCUACCCAGCCUACACUGUAUUCAGAACAAGAAGUUUCUUUGCCUCCAGAGAAGAUUUACUCAGGUAUGAAGUCGCCAUGCAUUACGAGAAUGAUAUAGCCGAUGCACUGGGUAUCAAUGACUUUGAGUUGGCUGACAGAUUGCAGGCAACAGCUAUGGUGACGUAUAAGGAGCUGGCCAAAGAUGAACAAAUCCUCAAGCACGACGAGACCCUGCCCGAGUAUCUUCGCUGCUACAGCGCUGGCUGGGUCUACACACACGUCGGGUACCAGGGUGUGGAGAUCAGACAGAAGCAGCGAAGGUAUGAAGAAGCUGUGGAGCUCCUGCGAGCCCUCCUGGAGCAGAAGGUCUACUGCCCCGACAGGAGAGGUGGGUGGUACGAUCGGCUGGCGCUGAAUCUUGAUCAACACUGCAAGAAACAGCAUGAGGCACUUGAUUGCAUCAAGGAUGGGAUGGCUGAUCCCAAAGUAAGGGUGGGUCAUCGAUUGGCUCUACAGCUCAGAGCCCAGAAGAUACUCAAAUCCAACAAGAAACAACUCUCAGAAAGAGCCGACGAAUUUCAGUUUGACGAUGUCUUAGAAACUCCAAAGGUUACUAUUCAGGGAACAGUCCUUCCCCAUCAUGGACCCGGCGUUCGGAACACCUUCAUCAGUUCCUACCAAGGACCACUGGAAACGGAUGAAGGUAUUGUGGUGUGCAGUGUGGAGCAAGUGGCUCUAGAGCACUACAAACAGCAAGGAUACACUGAAGGUAUACAUGGUGAAGGAACCACCUACAGUACUCUUAUCUUUGUCAUCUUUUGGGAUAUUGUCUUCCAUCCGAACAUCCCAGAUGUCUUCUGCUAUCCCUUUCAGACAGCACCAUUAGACUUGAGGACAGAUCACUUCUACACCAACCGUUGCGAUGCCAUACAGAGGAAGUUAGACGAGGUACGUGAAGCGGAUGAGGAACAGCUAGCAACCAUGCUGGAGACCAACUGGAUGGAGUAUGAGGGAGACCUGUGUGUGGGUCUCAGCUGGGAAAUCUUCAGGGAUGUGGAACAUGCUAAGGGUUUGCUUAGGUGCAUAGGAGGCAAGUUACUAAGUGCCAUAGCUGAGCGUAUCCUUACCAAUCAUCGUCAUUGCAGAGCUGGUCGACCUGAUCUCACUAUGUGGAACCCAGAGACCAAGAAAUUCAAGUUGGUGGAGGUGAAGGGACCCGGUGAUCGUCUUUCACAGAAGCAGAUUCUUUGGAUUGAUUUCUUUCUUCGUCACGGGAUAGAGGCCGAGGUUUGCCAUGUAGAAGCUAUUGGAAGCAAGCGUUUGAAACGGAAGGUGCAUGGUAGCCAGAGUACCAAUGACACAUCAAGCCAAGAUUCGGUUGUCACUGUAGAAUGAGAGUUCCAAAGGUACAUGUACCAUCUCUUGCCUAUAGACGUCACAGAGCGGACAUGAUCCCAGGUGCCAUUUCAUAAAGCUGUUCGUAAAUUAAGAGUGACUUUUAGAACGACUGGUGGUCCUUUCUUGUGGUAAAUGAUAUUCACCAUUUAAGUGUUCAUUGAUGACUAUUUAGCAUGUAAGAAAUGUUUACCAGACAUUAAAGUUGCUCUUGACUUACAGCUUUAUGAAACACCCACCAGGUGUGUCAAAUUAUGGUUGGCCUUGAUGAUCUGGAUAUCUCACACUUUUUCAACCAGGAAAUAAAACUUGUCAUAAAUACAAAAUUGCAAAGAAGCAAGUCUCUUCUAUACCUAGACGCCGCUCUGUUUUACAGAGAUGCAUCAACGAAUGGAACAACCUUCCCUCAGGUUUAGUCGAGAGCCCAUCUGUAAACAGCUUCAAAUCCAAUUUGUUGAAAUUUUGGAACUCAAGAAAAGAGACAUUUGACCUAGAUGCACGUUUUGCUUGUUCAUGUUCGAACGCUGUACAGUGCCAUUAAAACAGUGUUCCGGAAUUCUUCACGAGAAGUCAACAAGAGGCUACUAAGUUUGUAACUUUAAAUGCCUACAUCCAAGGUAUGAAGUUCACUGCCAAUACCAUAAGGUGACCACCAUAGCCUGUAAUCCAAGUUAUGAUAGGGAGGCGCGAUAGCUCAGUCGGUUGAGCAGGUGUUUCGGACUCGGUGACCCGGGUUCGAUUCCCACUUGGUGCGGUAGUGCCCUUUGGUAAGACAUUAAUCCUCAUCACCAGGUCCCUCAGAGACAACCCUAAGCCGUCGGUCCUCUGGUUGCUUGCUUACAUUAUUACAUCAUUAUUUCAUUCUGUGUAAAUUUUUGUUUUUAUAAUUUGAAUCUACUAUUGUCAUAAUCUAUUAUUUUACCUCUAUUUUGCUAUCACUCUGUGUUUUCUUUUCAUGCUUUCUUAGCAAUCAGGUAAAAGAAUACCACCACCAAAAUUGUUGGCGAGGUUUAAAGCUUGGUAAAAAAACGAUUGAUAGCUUUCAGUCAAAACCCAAUUACAGGCACAUACCUGACAUCAUUGUUCACUUAAUAGAAAACUAUGAAGUAAAAUUGUAUAUCUGAAGCCAAAAUGACUUUAUGCUAAGGAGGGGGGGGGAGCAAAGGAAAGAAUAUAAAUUUGUCAGAGAAAGGGGAGAGGUAUGAGAGCAAGAUGCAUUUUGCUGAUUUGUUCAAAACAGCCCAUAAUCCAUGUUUUUUUUUUUUUUACUUUCUGUGUAAGGUUUAGGUGGCAAGUUAUCAAUUUCCUCGUCUUAUCUCUCCUCAAUAGGUAUAUUGUCAAAUGCCCCUCAUAAAAAAGAACACCCAAGAAGUCUUUGUCGAAAUUGGUGAACCAAAACGGCGGUUUCAUCCUGGAUUAACAACAUAUUUGCAAUUCUUGUGAGCACCGAAACUGCUGUUUGUUUACCAAUUUUUACACCGCUGUUCAUUGUCAUUUGACGAGCAUUUUCAAUACAUUUACUGUGUUGUUGAAUCCGUCCUGCGUUUCAGAGUGAAAACUCUUCAACACACUAUUAUAAUCAGAACAGGUGGGUGUUUCAUAAAGCUGUUCGUAAGUUAAGAGCGACUUUAAGAACGACUGGCGCAAAACCCUCGCCAAUGAACGUUUUUGUGUAUACCAUUUACCACAGGAAAGGAUCACCAGUCGUUCUUAAAGUUGCUCUUAACUUACGAACAGCUUUAUGAAACACCCACCUGGGGUAAUAAUAUGGAGUGAAGUAGAUACCAAUAGUAUAACCAUACAGCAGUGCUGGGCGAUACUUCAAUAUUAUUGAAAUUAUGGGAUAUUACUAUGAGAUUUUGAUAAAAUGAAAUGAAAAUUUGAUAAGAGUAAUAUAUGAUGUUGAUAUACCCCAAAUAUUGUCGAUUAUGAAGUUAAUCACUAUUUUUUUUUUUAACCACAAAUGCUGCUCUGUAUUGCUGUCAAGUUAAACCUACUCAGAACUCUGAAAGUGGGUACCCGAAUGCCUACUUUUUUUUCAUGGACAAGCAGGUACUGGUAGUAAUAAUGAAUUUGCAUCAUGAUUUUUGCGUUAUAAUUGACUAACAUUGAAUUCAAACAUCGACCUGGGGCCCGGCAUACAAAGAGUUGCGAUUGAUCCGAUCAAUCGCAACUAUGGAAAGCCAGCAGAAUCAACAUAAAAAAUGCAUGUUUGUUAAAAAGAAUUUCUACAUGUAGAUAAGAAUUUUGCAAAUUUCCUGGAGAAAAAGUUGACACCGAUAACUUUCCAUAGUUACGAUUGAUUGGAUCAAUCGUAACUCUUUGUAAGAUGGGGCCCAGCACUACCCUACAGGCCUUCAUGAUCAUAAUCAGUCAGGAGGCAGGUUCUGUUUAUCAAUUACCUCGGUGUGGAUCAAAAUAACUUUGAAUUCUGUCAUAAUUGCUCUCAAUAUAAAGAUGAAAUCAUCAAAAUUGUGUAAUUAGGUGCAUUUCCAUCACGUCCACUCUAAUUUGGUUUUGGUGGCCAUUGAAGAAAGAUUUGUUCAAUUUCUAAAACUUUAAAUUAAAAGGUUUUUUUUACAUUUAGUGUUUUAAUUACACAGGCUUAUUGUUUUAGGGUGGAAGAGAAAAUAUAUGGUAUGAAAGGUUUUAAUUUUGUGCAAUAAUAAAAUAUCAAUAAGGCAA